AUGGCUCCCCCAAUACGACCGAUGCCCAACAUGCUUCCUACCAUACAACCGCCGCCCAUCACACCGACGUUUAUCAUGCAACAACCCAUACCACCGCUACCCAGCAGGCCGCCGUCCAUGAUGUCUCCACCAAUAUCAACGCCGCCCAUUAUGCCUCCACCCAUACCACCGCCACCGAUCAUGCCUCCACUCAUAACAUCGCAGCCUAUCAUGUCUCCACCCAUACCACCGCCACCCAUCAUGCCUCAACCCAUACAACCUCCACCAAUACCACCGCAGCCCAUCAUACAUCCACCCAUCAUGCAUCCACCUACACCACCGUCGUCAUCAUGCCUCCACCCAUCAUGCCUCCUACCAUACCACCGCGGCCCAUCAUGCCUCCACCCAUACCACCGCCGCCCAAAUUCCUCCACACAUAAUACGGCCACCCAUGCCCCCACCCAUACCAACGCCCCCUAUCAUGCCUCCACCCAUACCGUUAUCGCCCAUCAUGCCUCCACUCAUCCAUCGCCGCCGAACAUGCCUCUACCCAUACCACCGCCGCCUAACAUACCUCCACCCAUACCAACGCCGCCCACCGUUCCUCCACAAAUAUCACCGACGCACAGCAUGCCUCCACCAAUACCACCGCCGCGCAUCAUUCCUCUACCCACACCACCGCCGCCAAUCAUGCCAACACCCAAAUCACUGCCUCCUAUCAUGCCUCAACCCAUACCACCGACUCCUAUCAUACCUCCAUCCGUACCGCCGUCUCCCAUCAUGCCUCCAUCCAUACCACCGCCGCACAUCAUGCUUCCAUAUAUAACACGUCCUCUUAUCACGCCAUCGCCGAUCAUGCCUCGAUCCAUACCGCAGCCCAUCAUGCCACCGCCAAUCAUGCCUCCUCCCAUACUGCCGCCGCCCAUCAUUCCUCAAUGCAUACCACCGCCGACCAUCAUGCCUCUACCCAUACCUCCGCAGCCCAUCAUGUCUCAACCCAUACCACCGCCGCCCAUCAUGCCUCCAUCCAUAUCACCACCGCCAAUCAGGUCUCUAUCCAUCAUGCCUCCAUCCAUACCAUAG
Messenger RNA from Mya arenaria, 1062 nucleotides. RefSeq lists its product as uncharacterized. NCBI's taxonomy places the organism in Eukaryota, Metazoa, Mollusca, Bivalvia, Myida, Myidae. The transcript has a single exon. Bases 1 to 1062 code for a protein of 353 amino acids. The record is from RefSeq and is a predicted model, not a curated record.